Messenger RNA from Terrapene triunguis (Three-toed box turtle), 555 nucleotides. RefSeq names its product nuclear receptor subfamily 1 group I member 3 (gene NR1I3). The transcript has 4 exons. Lineage: Eukaryota; Metazoa; Chordata; Testudines; Emydidae. Gene Ontology annotation, biological process: positive regulation of transcription by RNA polymerase II; negative regulation of transcription by RNA polymerase II; cell differentiation. The record is from RefSeq and is a predicted model, not a curated record. Gene Ontology annotation, molecular function: zinc ion binding; RNA polymerase II cis-regulatory region sequence-specific DNA binding; nuclear receptor activity. Bases 1 to 555 code for a protein of 184 amino acids.
AUGCUCAGCCCCUCUGAUAGGGAGAGCAGCAGCAGCAGCAGCAGCCCCAGCGUGCUGAGCCUUGGGGCAGGAAGCAGGGAAGACGGGGAGCCAGAGGGAGAGGAGAAAAUCUGCACCGUGUGCGGCGACCGAGCCACCGGCUACCACUUCCAUGUCAUGACCUGCGAGGGCUGCAAGGGCUUCUUCAGGCGGUCGAUCAGCAAGGACGUGUGCUUCACCUGCCCCUUCACCCGCAACUGCACCAUCACCAAAGCCAAGCGCCGGCAGUGCCAAGCCUGCCGCCUCCAGAAGUGCCUGGCCGUGGGCAUGAGGAAGGACAUGAUCAUGUCAGAGGAGGCUCUGCAGAUGCGCCGGGUCCUGCGGAAGCAGAAGAAGCAGGAGCGGGAGCCGGCGGAGGAGCCGGCGGAGCUGGCGGAGCUGACAGAGGAGCAGGAGCAGCUCAUCAGCAGCCUCAUCGAGGCCCACAAGAGGCACUUCGACUCCGGCUUCUCCCAGUUCCCGAAGAUCCGGUCGCUGGGGUCGCCGCCGAAGAAAAUGCCGCCUCCCAAAUACUAG